AUGCCUCCUCCACCUCCACCGCCGCCUCCGAUGCCUGCGAUGGGCGGCCCUCCCCCCCCUCCUCCACCUCCAGGAGGUCCUCCCGGAGCUGGCAAUCUGCCUGCGAGACCACCGGCAGGAGCAAACAGAGGCGCUCUCCUCUCCGAUAUCACGAAAGGCAGGUCUCUCAAGAAAGCCGUUACGAACGACAGAUCCGCGCCAGUAGUUGGGAAUACGUCGGGCGGCGGUUCCUCCGGAGCACCGCCUCCAGGAGGUGCGCCGCCAGUCCCAGGCUUUGGCGGUGCUCCUAAACCUCCCGGCGGCCUCGCUCCUCCGGUGCCCGGAAAUCGAGCUAGAAGCAACAGCGACCAGAGUGGGCGAGAAAGCACGCCUGCGCCGCCCAUGCAAUCGGCACCACAACUAGGCGGGCUCUUUGCAGGAGGUAUGCCGAAGCUGCGCAAGACUCGUGGCGCCGUCGAUACCGGUGCUUCUAUGGACUCGUCGUAUCUGUCGGAUCCCGAGAGCAACGUGCGGUCGUCUUCUGCGCCCAAGCCACCUACGUUCGGAGCACCAAAACCUCCUGGCGGUGCGGCGCCGGCCCCACCAGGAAGGCCGCCUCUACCUCCUCCCAACGCCGCGCCGGCACUACCACCAUCUAUUGCUAACUUGCGCAAAACACCCAGCGACCUACCCCGGCCAGGCUCGUCAGCAUCGAUGAAAGGGCCUCCACCUCCUAUAGGCAAGAAGCCGCCGCCACUACCAGCAUCCCGGAAGCCCUCUACUACGCCCAGUCAUCCUCCUCCGUUAUCCGGAUCGCCAGCUCCUGGAGGUCCCCCUCCACCGCCUCCAUCAUCUGUUGCAGCGCCUCCGUUCGCACCCCCCUCAGCGCCGCCACCCCCCCCUGCUGCUGCCGCUCCUAGAGCUCCAGCACCGUCGCCUCCUUCACGGUCCCCAGCACCUCCACCUCCCCCACCGGCCUCAAACGGGCCUUCGCCGCUGGCAAUGCAAGCCGCCUUACGAGCAGCCGGACAAGCAUCUCCAAGUGCUGCUCCCCCGCCUCCCCCCUCAGUGGCUCCCUCACCACCGGCCUCUGCGCCUCCCCCGCCAGCAGCACCCCCUACGAGGGCUCGUGCCGGAUCUGGUCUACGGUCUUCUAUGCUAGACCCUAGCGCCUUCACUCUUGCUCCCAACGGUGCAAAGACCCCAAAUCUUACUCGAACGAACACAAUGAGUAGUCUCCAUGUUGGAGGUGGGGGCCAGCGAUACAUUGUACAAGAUCCUCGAUGGAAGUUCCAGGACGAUGCCAUGCUACCAAAGCCAAGGGACUUUGUUGGCGGUCCCCGACGCUACAGAGCUGGCAGAGGUAGCAGUGUUCCCCUCGAUCUGAGCGCACUGUCAGAAGCGGGCUAG
Molecule: messenger RNA, 1389 nt
Organism: Colletotrichum orchidophilum
Lineage: Eukaryota; Fungi; Ascomycota; Sordariomycetes; Glomerellales; Glomerellaceae
Product: proline-rich
Exons: 2
Coding region: 1-1389 (462 amino acids)
Molecular function (GO): actin binding
Source: RefSeq, a predicted model, not a curated record